Molecule: messenger RNA, 7082 nt
Organism: Oryzias latipes (Japanese medaka)
Lineage: Eukaryota; Metazoa; Chordata; Actinopteri; Beloniformes; Adrianichthyidae
Cellular component (GO): nucleus
Molecular function (GO): RNA binding
Source: RefSeq, a predicted model, not a curated record
AAAGUAACCAGCAUGCACCGCGCACCGGUCGAUUUUCGGAGCGCUGCGUCCUCCGCUUAGUUUAUUUACUUCUCGAUCGUGAACCUUCGGAAAUAUUUUCACAAGAAGGCUCUUUGCUGUUGUCUCCCUACUUCUGCUGAAGGUUCUGGACCCCUGGGGAACUUGUACCUGAGGCCAUCCGGUUUUGUGACUGAUGCUAUCAAGGGGCCCACCAGCACCUUUUGUGGAUUAAAAUGCUUCUGUUUUUGUUUUGGUUACACGCGUAACCCUUUUUAAUUUCAUUUGUUGGCCAUUUGUGAGAAUGUCCUACCGGCAAUAUCCGUUGCCCCCUGGCAGUCAAGGCUCCCAGGGCCAGUAUGGGCUUUCUAGACCAGAUUCAGAGAGGGACUCUUGGAGGGCACAUCCACCCUUUGGUACUCAGCCCACAUUUAACCCCUCUGUGGCGUCUUCCGCAAGACAUUCCAGCUCUGAUGUGACGAUUCAGCCAAGGCAAAGUCUAACAGAUAUAUACAAAACCCAACAAAGUGGUUCUCUGAUGGUGGAGAGGACGAACGAGUAUUUAGACGAGUACGUAAAAAGAGCCAGAAACGAGGGGAGACAUCAGCCCGAUGAAAGAAAUGCUUACUCAAGCAGCACUGAAUUAGACAAGUUUUGGUCCACAAGCACAGGGGUCAACAAUCCAACAUCAACAACCUUUCAGGCACAUCAAUUUGAUGUUCAACUUGGUGCCAACUCUAGAUUUGACCCACUGUCAGGUUUAUCUGAAUUUGAAAGAAGCGAUGAUCGUGUGCCAACCACUUUUGAAAGACGUGAUGAUGAACGAUACAUUCCAGGUUCGGUACCAGACAAAUCUGGACCUCCUGAAGCUCCCCAUGGUUCCAAAAACUUACCAGAGUUGGCAGCCAACAUCCUUGUACGCUUUGGACUUGACAGAGAAGAUCUGCAGUACUUACUGACCUACCCAGAGGAUCAGAUUACCUUCGACAAUCUGCCUGAAAUCUUGAGGCAGAUUCGCAGUCGGAAAGAAAAAGAAUCUACACCUCCAAGACCAUCUGUCCCUGAGCUGCACACCACCACGCCCCCCUUUAGUGGAAUGAAUAGAACAAUUGGUUCUGGAGGAGUAGAGCCAUCCAAGGACAAAGUUCCAUCAGACCCAAACCUAGUUAUUGACUAUGGACAUACUGGGAAGUAUAGUCAAGUUGGAAAUGAAAGACUUAAAGGGUUUGGCACUGAUUCAGGCAGGGAACAAUAUCAUACUAGUAACAAAACAAAAGUUGAGGGAAAGAGCUCCAACCAGGCUCCAAAGAAAGCCUUCACCCCUUUUACUAUCGCAAAGAAAGAUUCUGAAAAAGUACCUCUAAAAGCAGGAACUUCUAAGGGCUUUCGCUUACAAGAAAGUUCAGAUUCUGAAUCAUCUUCAAAAUCUGAAUCGCCAGAUUCUGAAAAGCGAAGAAAAUCUUAUGGCCACAGGCACGCUGAUAGAAAACAUGACCGUGGCUUUAAGGACCAGAGUAAAAGUCAAAGACAUGGACAUCGUCGAGACGUCUCAGACAAAAGAAAGAAGGACAAAGUUCCGAGACAAGAGAAGCAAAAGAGUCCUGAACAGCAGCACAAACUUUUGAGCCAGCUGGACCAGGUGCUGCAACAACUUCAAAGGAGCCAGGUGCCCCCUGCCCAGCAAACUUUCCCCGGGUUACAAACAAGCCAUGUUUUGCUGCCUCCACCUUUUCCCAACACAAAACCAGGCUCUGCGUUUCCUCCUGGUCUGCCUCAGCCAGACUCUCGUUUUACCAACUACAGUCAAAUGAUGACCCGACCUCCACCGUGGCAUUAUACAACCACGAGGAUGGACUUUGACGGGCAGCCAACCCCCGCCAUGAUCAAUGACUAUGUUUCAACCACGCCGAAGAUGUUUCCACACAUCUGCACUCUGUGUAAUGUAAUUAAUCCCAUCAUGAGGGAUUGGCUUUCCCACCAGAAUACAAGCCAGCAUCUCGAAAACUGCAAACUCUUCCGAAUACACUUUCCUUACUGGAAUGGUCAGAUACCGCCUUUUCAAAGUGAUGCCGGUCCUGCUUCUGCACAAGCCACAUAUGGGCUCCCUAAUCCGAACCUGGCACCACAGCCACAUUACCAGAACCGAUGGGUUGGGGGCCGAUCCCACUCGCACAUCUCUGACCCCCGGUCCAGAUCUCGCUCAUCCACACCUCCGUGGUACCAGAGCAGCAGGUCCCGAUCGCGCUCUCGAAGCCCCCGUCGGCAUAGAAGCACCAAAUAUAAAGACAGGCGCAGGUCACGAUCUCGGUCUUUGUCUUCACGUCAUGAGCGCCCCUACACUACUUCAUAUCGCUCGCGCUCAAGAAGCAGGGAGAGACGAUCCUCGUCCAGGAAGUCCGACAAGAAACAUUCAUCUCAGAGGAGGAGUCGGGAAGCCCAGAUCGCCACCAAGAGGCUGACCAAGGAGCUAAUGGAGACUUCAGAGGCCAGGGGUUUGUCAUCUCCUGGCGUGGAGGACAUGGUGAAAACUUUGGCCCCCGUGUUAAUAGCCGAGCUGUCCAAGAUGAAGCCAGUACCCUCCUCUUCAUCCCCCACACGGCCACACGGUGCGGAGGACCGUGAGGAAGAGGCUCCGUCUGAAACCUCAGUGAAACUUCGAGGUGUUUUUCCUAGCGUGGCUCACAAAGAUCUGCUGGACGCCAUCGAGACGGUUGGAAAAACCAAGUCCCUGGUCGUAUACAGGUCACAAUGUCAAGCCAAAGUGAUUUUUGAAAACGAAGACGACGCGGAGAAGCUGAUGAGCCUGAAGAGUCUUCUUGUGAAAGAAGUCCCGGUUUUUGUUGAUCAAAUUACUUACUCUAAGACGUCCUCAAGGAAGCAGAAAAGUCCCGAUAAGCAACCAGGCGGAGCGUCUGCUGCCACAGUGGAUGAGGAAGAGCCGAGGAAGACUUUGGAAGAGGCUCAAGAAGAGCCGAGAUCUUCCUCGUCAGAAUCGAGUGAGGAUGAAGAGGCACCAGCAGAGGAAGUCCGGCUCCAGCAGACGCAGGAGUCUCCUGAAACCUCUUUCAUAUACAAGCAGAAGUUCUCCAAGGAGACCAAAGAGGCUCCGUCUGAAACCUCAGUGACUCUUAGAGCGAUUUAUACUGAAGUUCCUUACCAAGAUCUACUGGACGCCGUCGAGACAGUUGGAAAAACCAAGUCCCUGGUCAUCUACAGGUCAAAAUGUCAAGCCAAAGUGAUUUUUGAAAACGAAGAAGAUGCGGAGAAGCUGAACAGCCUGGAGACACUUCCUGUGAAAGGAGGCGCGAUUAGAGUUUAUAGUAGAAUUACUUACUCUAAGACGUCCUCAAGGAAGCAGAAAAGUCCCGAUAAGCAACCAGGCGGAGCGUCUGCUGCCACGGUGGAUGAGGAAGAACCGAGGAAGACUUUGGAAGAGGCUCAAGAAGAGCCGAGAUCUUCCUCGUCUGAAUCGAGUGAGGAUGAAGAGGCACCAGCAGAGGAAGUCCAGCAGACGCAGGAGUCUCCUGAAAAUUCGGCAGAGGAAACGGAGGAUCCAGAGGAAGAACCAGAGUCUUCCUCCUCUGCAGGACCGGCUGAGAGGUUCUCGCCCACAGACCAGUACUCUGCAGAUCCGGAGACGUCUCUGACGGUUGGAGAGAAGCUGGAGACGCUCCUGACCAGCAAGAACUUCCGCUGUUUCAUGAACAAGCAGAAGUGCUUCAGGAAGACCUUCAAGAAGACAGUGUUUUUGGUGAGCGGCCUUCCAGAGUACGCCAGCGGCAGCUACACGGAGGAGGAGCUCGCCGCCGUGCUCCACCCGUACGGGUUCCAACACACGAGCGACAGCGUCUAUGUGAUUCCUCAGACGAGGAUGGCUAUCGCCCAAAUGCCAAGUGUGAAGGACUCGAAGAACCUCGUCGAUCAAACCUUUUCUGAAGGCAUCUCGUUUCAAGGAACCACGCUCAGCUUAAAACCUUUCAACAACACCUUUACAAUGUCACCGUUUGGCUUCUACAAGUCUCUGAUGACACUCAUGCACUUUGUGGUGACUGAUGGAGGAGAGAGAACCGUCUACAUCCACAACAUAUCGUCCAGUGACACCAUCAAGCUCAGGGAGGAUCUGAGGAACCUGCUCCGCAUCAAGAACUUCCUGCCUCUGAUGAACAGACUUUUCAUCGAGUUCGAGAGCGUUUUGGACGCCGAUCUGUACGGGAUUCGGCUGAGCGGCCAGAUGUUUGCCCAGAAGUACACGGUCUACAGGAUGAAGUCUCCCAGCAGUGCAGAGGAACCAUCCACAGCUCCAGAAUGGCGGACGCCUCCGUUUUGGAUGACCAUGAAAACGGCGCCGUUCCUGUACCCGACUGCGACGCACUCCUUCAUCAGUCCAGCUUGUGUGUCUGUUGAUCAGCCGGCUGACAUCGUGAAAGCGGCCGUCAUUGGCUCAGAGUUUGCCACGGUCAUGCUGAGCGGUUUACCGGAAAACGGCUACACCCAUGAGGACGUGGCCAAACUGGUGUGGCCGUUCUUCAGCACGCCCAACUUCCAGGUCCUGAACCAGAACCUGUACGUCCUGCCUCUGCAGAGGAGGGCGUUUGUGUUUUUCAGCAACUGGACGGCGUGCUCCGAGUUUCUCAAAGAACACGUCCGAACCCCCGUUUCUCUCAAAGGUCACACUCUGAGUGUGCAGGUCGUCUUGGAGAAGAUUCACCCGGGCUCCAACCAGAGCACCGUGUACAAGAGUCUGAUGAAAUGGAGCAGUCCUCUGAAGCCAGAUCCAGAGUUUCUGAAUAACCGGCUGCUGUCAGUGGAGGUGACUGACACUUCAGCAGCCCUGGUCAUGACGAUCAUGAAGGUGGUGGAUUCCAUAUCUCCUUUCGUUAACUUCCUGCCCCUGGCCAAUCGGAUCUACGUUGAGAUGCUUUCCGUCAUGGCCGUGAUCGACGUUCAGCUGAAGAUUUCCUCCAUGGAGCCCUCGCAGCUGCCCUCCGACUGGAAGAAAGUCAAGCGUAUUGAACCCAUGAGUACCCUACAGCAGCGGCUGAUCAAGUGUAGCCAAACCCCUCUUUACCUUAAACCCGACCCCCCACCAAAAACGAAGAAGAAGAAGAAAAAGAAAAGCCAAAGAAAAGCCCACAUGGAAGCUGGUCCCGUCACAGCAGGGGACUGCGACGACUACAUCGCCAACAACCGCGUCCCCCGCGCCUCAGCGACCGCCGCCAGGGUCUUGAUAGCAGCCGAGUUAACCGAAGAAGCACAAAGAGUUACCGGAUCCGGAGUGACGGCAAACACCGAAAUCUCGCCACAUCUUUCUGGGAUGGGGUCACAGCUAACCGAUUCUAGAGAAGAUUCUGCUCAGGAAGAGAAGAAAGGCGUUGGUGAGGAGGAGGAGGGAACAAUCCAAGGAGGUCAAAACCUUCCAGGCCCACUGAAGAAUGAAGAGGAGAAGGGAGAGCAAAAGGAUGAAGACUUGGAGGAAAAUCAUCAAAACAAUUCUUCUCAGGGAUUUUCCAACACAUGUCCUGAAGGCGAGGAUUUGGAGCCGGGCCUGACUAUCAGACAGGUUCCUGAGAAACCAGCAGCUGAAGACGACCAGCAGCAAAGUCCAAGAGGAGACGAAGGAAACGGGGAGGAAAUCUGCUUAGAGUCUUCAACCUCCAAAGAGGAAAGUCUUCAAGACUCAACUGGAGAUUUUAUGGAGCAAGAAAGAAGUGAACCUGCAGCUGCCGAUCCCAUCGGAGCAGAAGACAACCGUCUGACACUUGUAACCAUGACGAAUCCGGCCAGAGAUCCUGAGGAAGGUCAGUCACCUAUGGAGACUGAAGAUGAGGUUCAACAAGAAAGCAUGGAUCAUGGUGGAGAACAGGAUCAAGUGGAACCUGCAUCCCUCAUUUCCAGCUCUGCAAGCUCCAUAGGAAGGAGAAAAACCACAGACCUCGAGACGCCGACGGGAGGGAACUUCCUCGCUGACGACACCGAGAAACUUCCAAACAUAGAAGCUACAGCUGCUCCUGAAGACGCUCGGACAGAAACACCAGAGGAACGCGUUUUUGGAGACGAUCAGCCAACAGGAGCAGAGAAACCAAACAGAAGCCUUCCAGCUGCUACCGGGGGCUCAAUGCAGAAGGAAGAGGACUCCACAGAAGCAAACGACGAAGAAGACGAGGCUCCAGACGAAGCUGAAACUUGUGGCUCCACAGCCGAGAAGACGCUGCUCCUGGAGGAGCGUUCAGAAGAACAGGCCGCAGAGGAAGCUGCCGUUGAAGUGAACCAGGAAGAAGAAUCCAGGCAGGAGGAAGAGAAGGCUGACUUCACACGUCCAGAGGUGACGUCAGCUGCAGAUGAGGAUCAGAAGACCGUGGUUGUAUCAACACACGGUGACAACACAGAAGAAGCUGUAAAGAUGAAGGAAGAGACUGAAGAAGAUCAGAACCUCAAAGUGACGCCCCGCCCAAGAGGUCGACCCAGAAAGACCCGAAAAGCACCCGUCGAGGCUGCAGUGAGACGGUCUGGCAGAGGGAAACGGAGCGCAGAAGAUUCCAAAAUUCCUUCGGUUCCCGCUGUGGAGGCAGAGGAAGAAGAAGCCGUGAAGGAGUCUGACAGAACCGACGGUCCGACACCAGGAGGAGAUGAGCAAGAACAACACAGCAGGACUGAAGCUGAAGGGGGGAUGGAGCCGGAUGAACCAGAAGCAAAGCGACUUCGCCCUGAACCUUUGGGCCCGGAUUCCAGGUCCCAGCUGCUGCCCUUUGACCCCGAGCGGUCUGUUGGUCAGGAGUUCAUGGAGCUCAAGUGGGUUCAUUUCUGCCGCCUCUGCUCCGUUUACUGCGGCAGCGCAGACGCCGACGGAGAGCGCCACUGCCGCAGCCAGCAGCACUACUGCAACCUGCAGGAACACUACCGGCAGCUUCAGCAGGAACCUGCAUCAACGGCCACGCACCAAGAACCCACCAGUGGAAAGGAGUGAAAGAAAAGAAAAUGUUUUUCUGUCCACACGACAGCAAACAGGAGGUCUGUAAAUAGAUUAUAGGUACAAAUGUUUGUUUGGGUUGAUUUCUGUGGGUAAAUAAAUAGAAUUCUACGCUUGG